Molecule: messenger RNA, 723 nt
Organism: Aspergillus calidoustus
Lineage: Eukaryota; Fungi; Ascomycota; Eurotiomycetes; Eurotiales; Aspergillaceae
Source: the annotation of a GenBank genome assembly
AUGCCCUACAACGUCACCGAAAAAGAAACACAGCCAACCCUCUGGAACCACAUCAACGGCACCCCCGAGGAGAUCCUCGACCGCCACUGCGUCGCCGAACUCGCCAGGGGAUGGCCUGUAUACCGCGACUCGUCUGAAUGGACGCAUUAUCGGGAUUGUUUUGCUGAGGAGGGGGGUUACAUUUUUACGACAUGGAGCGGCGGCAUGCCCAUUGACGAUUUUAUCCAAACGUCAAUUGACGGCCGCGCAAAGGGCGACUUCAUAAUGCACCGCGAAAACGGGACGCUGGUCGACCUCAACCCCAGAACCGCGCGCGCCGUCGCGAAGAUGAAGGCGACCAUCACGCAGCGGUUCCACAGCACCGACCACGGCGAUGAUAUCGAGUACGACGUCGAGUGUGACUGUCGAUUCAUCGUGUUCUGUAAAAAGGUCUCUGCGACGCCAGGCCCGCCGGCGUGGAAGAUCAAGUAUAUGAAGUUGAUUUAUGAGAAGGACCGGGUUGUCCCCGUUGAUGGGGCGACUGUGCCGAGGUUUGACAAAGGCGAGUUGGGGAGGUUUCCGUAUGGGUAUCGGUAUUUGGGGGCGAGUCAGGCGAGGCUGGGGCAUGAGGUUUUGACGGAUUUGCCGGUUUUGAAUAAUAAGGGGUUCUUUAGGAUGUAUGAGGCGAUGGAUAAGUGGUUGAAGGGCGAGGAUAUCGAGGGAUUGCUGAGAAUUAACCAGUAA